AUGGAGCGGGCGGGGCUGCGCAGCGUGAGCCAGGCGCAGCGCCCCGCGAGCCCGGCGGGCAGCGACGGCAGCGAGGAGGGCGACGAGCCGCCGCUGCCGGAGGAGGACCUGCCGCCUGAGCCACCGCCUGAGCCCGAGGUCUCCUCCCUGGUCAAGGCGGUGCAGCCCCGCGGCCGGCUUGGCCCGGCGAGGGCCUCCGGAGGCCGAACAUGGUCAGAAACCUUCGUCGUGAGUUUCUCGCGACGUCGGAGAUCUGGGCCCGCACACCUGCUGGCUCUCUGGGCGGCUGGCCGGCCGCGGGCCCAGCUGGCGACGGCCGCGGACCUGCGGCUCGUGGGCGAGAUGGCGCCGCAGGGCCUGCAGUGGCAGUACCCGCUCUGCGACGCGGAGCGGCGGUGCUUCGUCGGGCAGCUGCCAGGAGCGAUCAGCCCCAAGCGGUGCAAGCAGCUGUUCGACCUCGUGUGCUACGGUAUGGACCAGAUCGAGUGGGAUACCCCCAUCAAGCCUGAGAAGGGCAAGGCGCACAUGACGCGGCGGACUAAGUGGAUGGCAGCACCUGGCUGCAGGUGCACCUAUAAGUACGGCGGCCUUAACUUCCAGGGCCGCGAGGACAAGACCGUCAUUGUGAAGCCGGUGGAGUUCCCGGAUUGGAUGUACCAGGUCAUGGAGGAGGUGAUGCCGUUGUGUGGGCUGGAGCAGCGAGCCAGCUGGCCCAACAGCUGCAGUCUCAACCGCUACUCGCCUGCGGUCGGCAUAGACUGGCACACCGACGACACGCCCAUCUUUCAGGGCAUGACCCGGGACUGCUGCAUCAUCUCGCUCUCGCUGGGCGCCAGGCGCCCCUUCGAGCUUCGGCGGGCCACCUCCGACAGGUACGCGCCGAUCGACUGCAGGCUGCAGCUGAACGGCGGCGACCUGAUGACAAUGGAAGGCAUGACGCAGCGGUACUACCACCAUUGGCUUCCGAGGACUGGCCAGGCACGCCUGAGCCUGACCUGGCGCUGGAUCACGGCUCAUGAGGGCAAGUGCCCACGCAGAUUUUGA
This is a messenger RNA of Prorocentrum cordatum, 1044 nucleotides long. NCBI's taxonomy places the organism in Eukaryota, Dinophyceae, Prorocentrales, Prorocentraceae. The record is from the annotation of a GenBank genome assembly.